Phalaenopsis equestris is the source of this 2263-nucleotide messenger RNA. RefSeq lists its product as uncharacterized. Gene Ontology annotation, molecular function: peptide-O-fucosyltransferase activity. The transcript has 3 exons. NCBI's taxonomy places the organism in Eukaryota, Viridiplantae, Streptophyta, Magnoliopsida, Asparagales, Orchidaceae. Gene Ontology annotation, biological process: protein O-linked glycosylation via fucose. Bases 359 to 2065 code for a protein of 568 amino acids. The record is from RefSeq and is a predicted model, not a curated record.
ACUCCCGGUUUCUCCCAAACACCCUCACCCUCUCUGCCUAAAAGCCUCGCUUAUGCUUCUCCCUCCCCAUCCUUUUUUCGCCCAAAACUAUCGCCUUAGUGACAGAACCCUCGUGAUACAGUCGCCAUUAGAGCUAACUGAGAAGGCAACGACGGGGAUCGCGGCGUACACAGAUUUAAAACCCCCAUCUUUCUCCUCUUUCCGCCCCGCUUCUACUCGAAAUGAUGGACGAAGAUAGCCGGAUUUACUAAAUCCGCCAAUUCACGGGAUUUAAAUCCAUUACCAGACUGUCGGAGCCCUCGACCCGUCCAACCCUGGGAUAAUCUUCUUCGGGAGAAAGACGCUGAUCCCAAAAAAAAUGGUCCGAGAAGGCUCUUCGGACGACGAGGACGAUAACCAGGCUCUCGUCCCCCAGCACGAGGUGAAACCUCUCUCGCCGCACCACAACCACCGCCAAUUCGCCGCAUUAGGGAUCGCCGACGACCUUGCAGUCCGGAUCGGCCGUCGGGUUCGCUCUCGUCGAUGGCAGUGGUAUCUCCUCGCAAUUUGCCUUCCCCUUGUUCUCAUACUCGUCUUCUUCUCCCUCGAUAUCGGCCGCAUCUUCCGUGGCGUCACUAUUAUUCGUGCGGACUCUCCUGGGGACAGUAUGCGGGAGGCCGAGCUUCGGGCACUCUCCCUCCUUCGCAAUCAGCAGCUAGGGCUUAUGCAUCUGUGGAAUCGUACCAUUACUUCCCCUCCAAGUAAUAGUUCAAGCCCUGCACCUGUUAAAGACGAUUUGCCUAGCAUUCCAGUUUCGGCCUCAUUGGAGGAGUUUAGAUCCGCACUGCUGGAGCAGAUCAAGCUUAACAAUCAGAUCCAGGCAACAUUACUAGCUGCUCACAGUGGCAGAAAUGGCUCACUUAAUUCCAUGGAUGACAAUGUGGACGCCUAUUUUUCUGGCGCUAGGGCUGAUGUUUGUAGGAAGGUAGAUCGAUCCGCAGAAAGGAGGACGAUCGAGUGGAAGCCAAAGAAAGACCGCUUUUUGUUUGCAAUAUGUAUGUCAGGUCAGAUCUCCAACCAUUUGAUAUGCUUGGAGAAGCAUAUGUUCUUUGCUGCACUUCUUGGUCGAGUUCUUGUCUUCCCAAGCCAUAAAGUGGACUAUGACUACAGCCAAAUUUUGGACAUUAAUCACAUAAACCAGUGUUUAGGUAGGGAAGUUGUCCUCUCUUAUGAUGAUUUUGUGAUGAAGAUGAAGAAUAAGUUGAAGAUCGAUAGGCUCAUGUGUUACAUUGCAAACCCUCCAUGUUAUCUUGAUGAAGAACACAUCAAGAGAUUGAAGAAUUUGGGGAUUUCUCUGGGCAAGAUUGAGGCUGCAUGGCCUGAAGAUGCGGAGUUAAAGGUGCAAAAGAAGAGGACUGUAGCAGAUAUUAUGCCUAAAUUCUCUUCUAAUGAUGAAGUGAUUGCAAUAGGGGACAUGUUUUAUGCUGAUGUGGAACAGGAGUGGGUUAUGCAAUCCGGUGGUCCUAUUGAUCAUAAAUGUAAGGUUCUAAUUCAACCAAAUCGGCUGAUCCUCCUCACUGCACAGCGGUUUGUGCAGACAUUCUUGGGAAGCAAUUUUAUAGCAUUACAUUUUCGAAGGCACGGGUUUUUGAAGUUCUGCAAUGUGAAAAAGGAAAGUUGCUUCUAUCCCAUUCCCCAGGCUGCUAAGUGUAUCCUCAGAGUAGUCGAGCGAGCCAACGCUCCCGUGAUUUAUUUGUCCACAGAUGCUGCCGAAAGCGAAACAGACCUUCUGCAAUCACUGGUUGUUUUGGACAGUAAGCCAAUUCCUUUAGUCAAGCAACCGAGCCACACUAGUGUCGAGAAAUGGGAUGCCUUGCUGUACAGAAACCAUAUCGGCGGAGACCCCCAGGUUGAGGCCAUGCUGGAUAAGACGAUCUCGGCUAUGUCGACUGUAUUCAUAGGCGCCUCCGGAUCAACAUUUACUGAAGAUAUUCUACGACUAAGACGAGGAUGGGGAGUUGCGUCGCAGUGUGAUGAAUAUCUUUGCAACGACGAGCUUCCGAAUUUUAUUGCUGAGACUGAAUGAGAACUAUGGAGCUGACAAUCACCUCUCUUCAUAAACUUUAGGCCCUCACUUUAUGUACUUUAACUUUCUUUAUUUGGCUCCGUAUAUUUUUCCAUGUAAAUUGAUGUGUGCAAGGGUGUGCAGCGUGUGCUCUUUACUUGUGCUUAGAGGACAUGGUAUAUUCAUUAUUUUUUAUAGAGUGCCAUUCAUCCAAUUUAG